Messenger RNA from Dovyalis caffra, 1233 nucleotides. NCBI's taxonomy places the organism in Eukaryota, Viridiplantae, Streptophyta, Magnoliopsida, Malpighiales, Salicaceae. The record is from the annotation of a GenBank genome assembly.
AUGAACCUGUUUCGUUUACGCGGGUCAAGCUCUGUAGUAUCUGCAAUGGCCGAAGAGCUAGGAUCCUCUGCUUCCGCUUCCACAGCAACAUCAUCAUCAUCAUCAUCAUGGGCUAAAACAAGAUCUCUAUGGCCCUCUAUUCUCCGUUGGAUCCCUACUUCCACCAACCACAUUAUCGCAGCCGAAAAACGGCUUCUCUCUCUUGUCAAGACUCCGUAUGUGGUAGAGCAAGUGAAUAUUGGUUCGGGUCCACCGGGGUCGAAAAUUCGGUGGUUUCGAUCUACGAGUGAUGAGCCUAGGUUUAUUAAUACGGUGACGUUUGAAAGUAAAGAGGAUUCUCCAACGCUUGUAAUGGUUCAUGGAUAUGGUGCUUCUCAAGGUUUCUUCUUCAGGAAUUUUGAUGCUCUUGCUAGUCGUUUUAAAAUCAUUGCUAUUGAUCAGCUUGGUUGGGGUGGAUCAAGUAGACCUGACUUUACGUGCAAAAGCACUGAAGAAACUGAGGCGUGGUUCAUUGACUCCUUUGAGGAAUGGAGAAAAGCAAAGAACCUCAGUAACUUUAUAUUACUUGGGCAUUCAUUUGGAGGGUAUGUUGCGGCUAAAUAUGCACUCAAGCAUCCCGAGCAUGUUCAGCAUUUGAUUUUAGUGGGACCUGCUGGAUUUUCAUCAGAAUCGGAUUCCAAAUCUGAGUGGCUCACCAAAUUCAGGGCAACUUGGAAAGGAGCUGUUUUGAAUCAUUUGUGGGAGUCUAAUUUUACUCCUCAGAAGGUUAUUAGAGGGAUAGGUCCUUUUGGCCCUGAUCUCGUGCGUCGCUACACAACUGCUAGAUUUGGUUCAUAUUCAACAGGAGAAGUAUUGGCUGAGGGCGAGUCCAAAUUGCUAACAGAUUAUGUGUAUCAUACUUUAGCUGCCAAAGCUAGUGGAGAGCUGUGCUUGAAAUAUAUAUUUUCGUUUGGAGCAUUUGCACGGAUGCCCCUUCUACAGAGUGCGUCAGAAUGGAAAGUGCCAACCACUUUCAUAUAUGGCUUUCAAGAUUGGAUGAACUAUCAAGGUGCCCAAGAAGCUCGCCAGCAUAUGAAGGUUCCGUGUGAAAUCAUUCGGGUUCCACAGGGCGGACACUUUGUAUUCAUAGACAACCCAACUGGGUUCCAUUCAGCUAUGUUCUAUGCUUGCCGGAGGUAUAUUUCACCUAAUCCUGAAAAUGAACAUCUCCCAGAAGAUCUCGCGCUUGCGUAG